Molecule: messenger RNA, 924 nt
Organism: Clonostachys solani
Lineage: Eukaryota; Fungi; Ascomycota; Sordariomycetes; Hypocreales; Bionectriaceae
Source: the annotation of a GenBank genome assembly
AUGGACAACCCCAGCGCCCAAUGCCCCAUCCUCCAGCUGGCCCCUGAAGUCAUCCUCCUCUUCACAAACGAGCUCCCCGACCACGCCAAGGUCCUCUUGUCGCAAACAUGCCGCGACCUCAGGCAAAUUCUGCGCCAGCAGGGGCUGCCACCGCUCUCAGCCCGCGAGCACGUCAGGCUCCUCGUCCACCUCUCCCGCGCCAACCCUCACGUCUGGGCGUGCGCAACAUGCAAGGCGAGGCACCGCGUCACCAGAAAUGAUCUCUGGGGGGACCAGCGGCUCUCGUCCUGCCCCAGGCUGACCGUCCCAUGGCGGCCCGGAGGCUUUUUCGCGGUCAACCACGUCCGGGUCCAGCUGGCGCUCAAGUACACCCGGCUGGGGAUGCACAGCGCGAGGAUCCGCUCCUACCUCAAGAGGCUUCUGAGAUACGAAGGCGGCGUCCGAAUGGUCAAGGACGGCCGUGGUCUCAACAUCUUCGUCUCGUCCUCGCGCCCCAGGGUGGUGGCCGGAAGGUUCCUGGUCAAGUACACCUGGGAAUACGCACUGGACAGCGCUUCGUCCGCACCCACACCGUUGCCAAUGCUGGUCCUGUGCCAUCACCAAAAGCUCGCGCGACCGGCUGAGGGCGUCGUCUGGGGCGAGGAGAGGAAACAACUCGUCCGAGCCGUGGAGGGAGCGCUGUCAGAUGAUCUGAGCGGCGUUGAGUACUGUCGCAGCUGCCCCUUUUGCCCGACCGACUUUGCCGUUCGAAUCUUUGACGAGGGCAUGGUCAUUGAGGCCUGGAAAGACUUUGGGCCCGAAGACGGUCCCGGUAAUCCCACUUGGAGGUCUCAUUCCUCCACCGAAGCUCGACGGAAUCCCAGUGAUUUUGGAAGGGUUCGCCGGCUAUAUUAUGGGGUUUUGAAAGGAGGCCCUCUGUCAUAG